AUGGCUCCUCAUCAGGACGAGCCCCCCGCAGGGGUGCCCCCGUUAUUACGGCCGUUUCAGGCCACGUCUGAACUAUUAGACCUGCCCCCAGACCUUUCCUGUAUCAUUCUGUCGGGAGACUUUAGUUUAGAACUGUAUGAGGAGGAAGAACAGGCCGUCGACGAGCUAGUUACUGGACUGGAGUCAGAGUCCUCUGCUCCAGAUCAGACACAGUUGGCUGACUACCUAGUUCCAUUCUUCUCCCUGGCCGAACCUCACAGCAGCUUGAUACAGGACAUCUAG
Messenger RNA from Geodia barretti, 282 nucleotides. NCBI's taxonomy places the organism in Eukaryota, Metazoa, Porifera, Demospongiae, Tetractinellida, Geodiidae. The record is from the annotation of a GenBank genome assembly.